ACUAGACUUUAUUGAAUAUGAGUCGAUUACAAAACAGUCAAGCAAACUAAAAUAACAUGAAAGCAAAUUUCGACAAAACAAGCUACACACAAGAACUGGAAAUCAACAAACUGAAAUGCAGGGAAACUAAAGCGUUGGUUCUGCAACAUACUCCUCCAUCAUCACGUUCUGCUCUCGAAGUCUCAUUGAUGCGGACGUUUAGAGCUUUUGGUGAAUUUUCAGAGUUUUUAGUUGGGAACCUCUUCUUCUGCUGCCGCUUCCUCUAUUUAUAGUGUUCUUUCUGCCCAUGUUCUUGGCGGUUUUUCUUGGAUGUACGAUGGCUUCGUGGGUUUUGAAUUUUGGCGUCAUACCCCACGUUUAACCGAUGGUCUUCGCGCACGUGACUCUAUUGCCACGUGGAUGGUUCUGAGUCGUGGGCAACCGUUGCUAUUUGUGGCAUCGUGGGUGUACGCACGUGCUUGUAGUUGCUUGUUAUUCGGUAACUGCCUCUUCCAUUAAGAUGAUCGAGAUUUCUUCAUCUUCUGAGUGUGUCGAGUUAUGGCUUUUACUAACUUGUCUUUGAGGGACAUCGUGUGCUGAGUUACCGGCUUCGCCAAACCCUUUCUGUCGAGAAACCACUUUUGCACCAUGGUGUCGAGAAUUGUAGUACUUGUAAUUUUGGCUUAACAGUUGCCCCCCAAAAAUGUUGGUUGUCGACUGCUUUAGCUCGAAGACACCAAGCAUUUUUUAUCGCAGCCGUUCGAUUCCAACGAUUCAAAUGCUUUGUGCUCUCGACCAUUCGAUCUUCAAGUCCAAUCAGCAGCCAUAACGUCUGAUGACUUCUCCACUAGCUGACAGUUAUAGCCUUUUUAGGGCCAUGAUUUCACCUAUGCCAAAAAGUUGAGAGGUGACAUGAAUUAACGAAUAAAAUAAUCGCUUGGACCCCAAAUUUUUAUAAAUUGCUGCUCAAUGCGGCUUGGGUUCCGUUUUCCCUUCUGUUUAUAAAUACCCUCUUGGUAUUCCUUGUUCAAGCUUUACUCUUUCCUCCAACCUUCAACUUCUUCUUCCAGACUUCAUCACUUCAUCUUCUUCCGUCUUCUCUGAAAUACUUACUGCGUCUUUCAAUGGCUUCCAAUCCUGAGCAAACCAUUCCGUUAGCCACUGAGCUUAAGCUGGACGAGGCCAAGCGCGUGGCAAUCCCAGAGCCUCCCAACGAAGCAGAGAAGAGAGCUAUCUGGAAAUCCCAGGUACUCAUUCCUUUCUCUGUUAAUGGCACUUUACGCGCCAUUUUGGGUCCUUUGAAAGUAGUGAAGCAUGAUAGGCCCAAUAGUCUCCCCGAAGAACAUGAAUCAUUUCACCCUAGCGUUAGGGGAGAGGAGCUCAUUUUGGCAUUUCAACCCUCUUACCGUAUGCCAUUUCUUUCUGACCCAAAACGAGCCUUUCGUUCAGCCCCUCCUAACCCUUCUGCUAACGACAAGGCCUACCUGAAAUGGUUAGAUAGGGUUGAGGAAGAUAAGAGACAACACUGGAAGGAUGUAGGGAUUCUCGACUUGAUUCAGCUGUCGAGAUCUCCAAUCUCGUAUAACCCUGCUAUGCUGUUGAGUGCGCUUUAUUUCUGGGAGAGGUCCACUAAUUGCCUUCAUGUUCCCUUUGGUAUGAUCACCCCCACCCUCUUGGAUGUUGCUGCUAUCACCGGAUUGUGGCCCAUUGGUGAUGAUUAUCACUCUGCACCUGCUCCUGUUAAACCCAUCUCGAUUCCUACUGACAACAUUUCUUUUAGUCGAUUCAUUAAGGACCAUUAUGUCGAGAGUGGUGAGGUGUCUGAUGCUGAACAUGUCGCUUUCUUGCUGUAUUGGCUGUCUGCUUAUGUCUUCUGCACCAAAUCUUUGCGCAUACCUGCCAAGCUUUUGCCUUUAGCCAAUCUGCUUCACGAGGGUCGACAACUUGCUAUGGCUAGGCUCGUCCUUGGCAACCUGUAUCAAAUGCUGAAUGAAGUUGUCGAGGAUAUCCGGAAUACUAAGACCGUCUCUCUGAAUGCGGCUGGACCACUCUGGCUGUUUCAACUUUGGUUGAAUGCAGUCUUCGAAUCUCUUCUGCCGGUACGAGAUAAUCCUCCAACUGUUUCUAACACCCGGAUUGAUGCCCAUAGGCUCGAGACCCUGACCCAUGCUUAUGAUGCGUCGAGUUUCGAAGCUGAUUUCAGGAAGUACUUUACCAUGUUUCUCGAGCUGAAGCACUACCGUUCCAGUUUCUCUCCUUACAGCAAGGCUGUUCGUGGCCCUUUCUGGCUGAGGAAUUCCUAUCCUAAUGCUUCUGAUUCUGCAUUGCCCAAGGAGCACCACAUCACACUUUGGAGGACCCUCUUAUCUCCUAGGGUUUUAACUGUGGGCUUUGCUAGCAGUGACUACACUCUAUGUGGCUACAACCCUCAAUUGGUUUCUCGACAGUUUGGGCUUAGCCAAGUUCUACCCAACACUUUAUUUGACAAGAGUCUAGUCCUGUACCCCGGAGCUAUUAAGAGGGCUUCUGUUUUCGACACGACUGUUCAGUUUUAUAACAAGAGACUCCUCAACCUGAGCCCCUUCACUUACGCUCCUUCAUAUUAUGCCACUAAUGCUUUCAAAGCCUGGUGGUCUGAGUAUUGGGCUCAAAUUUCGAAGCCCCUCGUUGAUUGUCUGCAAUGCAUGACAGAUGCUUUUCUUUUGCAGAAGCAGGAUCCGAAGAAGACCAAAGGUAUGCACCUGGCAGAAAUUCGAUCUUUUCAAGAGUUCUUUGGUGUGGUAUAUUACCCAACUCUUCGCCUUCGAGAUACAGUUGCGAAAACAGCCCAAGUAUUAAGGCAAAAAUGGGAACUUAAAGCCAAGAAAUCCAAGUUAGUGGUUCCUCCUGGUGAGGAAGGUCUAUCUUUUGUUAUUCGAAAAACUGGCUUUAGGUUCCCGUCUUUGCCUACGAGUAAGUUUGCAUUGGCUUUUCCACCGGUCUUGCCUAAAUGGGUUGACCAUGUAAACAUAAAUGUGUUGGCCAAUCAAGCUCUACCUCCUCGAAAGCGAGUGACUUGGACUAAGUACCACCUAUGGAACUUUCCGUAUCAUGUGCCCGUCGAAAUCUUCAACCACAUAUCGCUGAACAUGCGUAUUGGUCAAGGUAAUACUUCGACUUGGCCUUGGUUUUCCUGUUUUACUUCUUAAUUUUUCUUUUGUUUGCAGCUGAAGUCAUUAUUCGACCAGCUCCUCAAGUUAUUUCCCCAGUGGCUCAUUCCUCCAAGGACAAGCCAGUCGUGAUUGAGGAUGAUGAUGAUGAUGAUGAGGAUGAUGAUGUCAGUCUUGCUGACAAGCUCAAGAGUCGAAAACGGAAACCUAAGCCCGUUGCUUCGGCCAGUCCGAAGAGGGCCAAGGGGGUUGGUGUUUCCACCCCUAGUGGGGCUUCUAAGUUGGCAUCUGAUGCUCAAACAGAAGUCGAUGACAAAGAGGGUGGUGGCGGCGCCGCCAUUCAGGUAUGUUCUCCAUUCUCGAGGGUACCUUGUGACAUUUUUAACCCGUGGUUUCCUAAUCUGAGUCAUCUCUUGUUUGUUUUGUUUCCUUUAGACUGAUGUUCAUGAGCACUCUACUUCCAAUCCUCCAUCCCGUGAGAAUUCCCCAGCUCCCAUUCCUGCAAAAUCCAAAACUGAAGGUGUCGAGAAACCUCCCAAGGCCGCAUCCUCAGCUAAAAAGACCUCCACGUCUGAGGGAAGGAGGAAGGUCAGGAGCAAAUCUCGUCAUAAGUCUCCUCGCCGUUCCAGAAGCUCCACCAACUCGAGCCCUUCUAAGGACUCUGCUUGCCAGGUAUCUUUAUAUUUUUCAUGUUUUGUUGACUCCUCUAAUAUGCGUUUUACUUUAUCGAAAGGGCAUUAAAGAGGUUUUUCUUGCACGAAACUCAGGGUGCAACUUCUCCCAUCCGCGAAACAGAGCCUCUUCCAGGCAAGGAUGACAACCCUAUGCCUCCUCCAAAAUCGACUGCCACUGUUUCGCCUCAAACCAAGGGUGGCUCUUCAUCUCAUGUGUCUAGUGAAAAGCUCGACACUUUAUUUGAGGAGGACCCGCUGGCAGCUUUGGAUAGCUUCCUCGAUGGCACCUUGGAAUGGGACUCUCCACCCCGUCAAGCUGAUGCCACUGCUGAGACUGCUCAAUCUAGUGGGGUAGCCAAUUCUCAGCAGAUCGAGGAGAGUAUGGGUCGGCUGAAGGCUAUUGUCUUCGCCAAUGGGUUCCUCGACCAGAUCCAAGCUGAUCCUCAAGCGAGCCAUGCUGCUAAGGAAUUGCUCGUCUUCCUUCUUGGCCAACGACUCGAUUCUCAACAGGCUGCUGCUUUGGCUAACCUUCAAUCUUUUUUAGUGGAUGCUUCAGCCACCUUUCAUCAAGUCAAGGACGUUGGUCAAGCUGUCAGCUUUAAGGAAGCAAAAGUCUCUGCUGGUAAAGCUCAAGUUGCAGCAAUGAAAGAGGACUUCAAGAAGUUCACUGCUAGGAAGGUUUUGAUCGCAGAUGAAAUCUCUGAAGUCGACAUCAAACUUGAAGAGCUGCAUCGAGAGAUUACCAAACUGGAGAAAAAGCGAGCUGAUUUGGUCGAGGAAGGCCCUGCUGUGAAGGAUCAGUUGGAUGUGCUUACUAAAGACUCCAAGGCUCUGAUCAUCUCGACAAAAGAGGUUAUCAAGGAAUUGGAGAUUGAUGAGGCUGUGAAGAAGGGUCUCGAUGCCAAGAUUGCCACCUUUGCUGAUUGUUUGAACUCUUUUAAAACCCUGUUGUAGGACUUUCUUUUAUUAAUAUGUAAUGAUGACACUAUUCUAACCAUGGCUUUCGAUGCCAAUUUGCGUGUAAUAUUUCG
Molecule: messenger RNA, 4833 nt
Organism: Lotus japonicus
Lineage: Eukaryota; Viridiplantae; Streptophyta; Magnoliopsida; Fabales; Fabaceae
Exons: 2
Coding region: 1104-3167 (687 amino acids)
Biological process (GO): meristem development; meristem maintenance
Source: RefSeq, a predicted model, not a curated record